AUGGAUAUCCCAACGAUUUUAAACGAGAAGGGGACUGCUGCUGCUGCUGCCGCUAAAGCUCAGCUUCAGCAGCAAUUGGCUCAGGGUACUCACAUAAAAUCCCAAUCGCCGUCCGAAAUGGGCUCUGAAAACGGAACGUCACAAAAUGGAGACCAGCCGAAUAUCUAUAAUCCUACCUCGCAACCUCAGCCUCUAUCAACUAUCCCCCAAUAUCAUUCUCCGCCGCAGAGCUCAGUUGUAAAUUCAGCUGCCCGUUCCGACUACAUUCAGAACGACCAGGGGAAGAUCGAAUAUCUUCAGAAUGACAGUAGCGGACGCACAAGAGCAAAUGGAGAACCUGCGCCCAAAACUUUCCAUUGCUCUACCUGCGGCAAAGGGUUUGCGCGGAGGAGUGAUCUCGCCAGGCACGAACGGAUUCAUAGUGGAAUCAGACCUCACGUAUGCGACUGGCCGGGUUGCGGGAAGCAAUUCAUCCAGCGUUCUGCAUUGACUGUCCAUACUCGAGUCCAUACUGGCGAGAAACCACACAUGUGCGACCGAUGUGGCAAGCCUUUUAGUGAUUCGAGCUCCCUUGCAAGACAUCGCAGAAUACAUUCCGGAAAACGACCUUACAAAUGCCCGUAUGCAAAUUGUCAAAAAACUUUUACGAGGCGGACUACUUUGACGAGGCAUCAGAAUCACCAUACUGGUACGAUCGAAGAGGCUGCAGCUCAAACUGAAGCAAACCUGCGUCAAAACAAAGAGAGAAGUAUUCGUCCCCUUGAAGGAGUUUAUUCAGAACCGGGAUCCGCCCAGUCGACACCUUCAUGUCAACGUCUUUCUGCAUCUCCCGGGAAUGAAUUACCACCAAUGCAUCUACACCGCCAAAUGGGCGAAUACUAUAUGGGCAAUAAUACCUCGAUACCUCCACAUCUACGAAGUGACUUCCAACAAGCCAGUCCCCGCGCAUCUCCAUCCACGUCAUCGCCACCGCUUUCUACCUACAAUAGCGUGCCCCACAUUCGACCUUCCUUGACCUCCCACCCAAGUGGAUACCGACCACCUCAACCUCUUGAACCUCCUGCCAACAGUGAUCCUCGCCCCAAUAGCGUAGCUGGAAGUCCACACAUUUCGAGCAUGGGGUGGGCAUCUCCGACACUUAACAGCAUCAGUUCGCCAGGGUCAGCCUCAGCAACUGAGUAUUCAUACCCAGAGCCAUCACUACCUCCUUACUCAGCGCACAUACCGCCCCACAUGUUUUUCCCCAAUUCAACAAUACGACGGCCGCAAAGCACUGAACCAGAGAACUACGAAAUGAAACCUAAAUUGAACGGGGAUUCAUGGACUACGCCUGUUUGAUCGCGACUAUUGAGAAGUGCACCGAUUGUUCUUCCUUCCACGCCACCGGUUUAUUCCAAUGCGAUUAAUUAUUUUACUUCGUGCCUUGCUUUCCCCGGAGUUUUAAUAGAUACUCUGCCGUGAUCUCACGAACAUGAAAACGGGUUUAUUGUUCGAUAGUGCUUGUAUGAAUACCAUACCUUAUUCCACCAUACAUACCUUUUUAUUAAUCACUAGUACCUCCGUUGUUGCUUGCCAUAUCUGGGGGCCCAUUAUUUUCUUUUUUCCUCUUUCCCUCUCCAAAUUUCGUCAUAUAAGUUAAUUUUCCACGCUAGGUUCUCCCACUCAUCAUCAAUAUUUUUUAACUUUUUCUUUCUUCUUUUGAUAGAACAUUUACAGAGCUCUGCAGGCGCUGUGGGAAUGGAACAUUGCGAAUGGUGUAAGCAGCAAUCGGAGUACGGAAGGAGCUUUUCGGGUUUCCAGUUUACCUUUGGCUGUUUUUGGGAUUUGAUAUAACUCGGGUUGUAUUGUAUUCAUUCGUUUCGUUCGAGUUGACACGGUUGCAUGGACAAAAACUAAGGCUAUAGGGCUAUUUAGUUAUAUAUGUAUCUCAUUACCCCCAUCUUUUUGAUAUAUUAGUUUUUUUUGACCAACAUAG
Histoplasma capsulatum G186AR is the source of this 1975-nucleotide messenger RNA. Its product is annotated as zinc finger protein. The transcript is spliced from 3 exons. Gene Ontology annotation, biological process: regulation of transcription by RNA polymerase II. Gene Ontology annotation, molecular function: DNA-binding transcription factor activity, RNA polymerase II-specific; RNA polymerase II cis-regulatory region sequence-specific DNA binding. The record is from RefSeq and is a predicted model, not a curated record. Lineage: Eukaryota; Fungi; Ascomycota; Eurotiomycetes; Onygenales; Ajellomycetaceae. The coding region runs from base 1 to 1338 and encodes 445 amino acids. Gene Ontology annotation, cellular component: transcription regulator complex; PcG protein complex.